Messenger RNA from Linum trigynum, 3412 nucleotides. The record is from the annotation of a GenBank genome assembly. Lineage: Eukaryota; Viridiplantae; Streptophyta; Magnoliopsida; Malpighiales; Linaceae.
ACUAUUUUCUCUCUCUCUAAACCUAAUACAUUCUGUCUUUUUCCCUUUUAACUUAAUCUUCGGAGAGUAUCCUGAUUCCUGUACAACCGCCCACGGAUCCUUAUUUUGCAUAUUUCAGGAGUGCGUUCCCUCGUCAAGAACAGACGCUUCUCGUGUUCUACACUAACUGCCUAGUACUUUUUAGGCUGAAACAGUUAGCAAAUUACCUAACCUAAUUCAAGACCGAUACACUUGUAACCAUGGUUGUCAUGCCGGUGGCAUGCCACCCGGUUGAACCUGGUUCAACCUGUGCCGGCCAUGAAACCGACAUGACACCACUAGUAUGACCGUUAUGAUCGAAUUACGCAUUCUAAGUAAAAUGACAUCAUUUUAAUGAACUUAAUGAAUAAAAAAAUUAAUUUAUUAUUCAUUUUAUGAAUGUAAUAGCUAAAAGUUGAUGAUAUUUGUUGGAUUGUAACUAAAUUAAACACAAAUAUGUUUUAUAUAUGAUUACAUACAUUAGAUAUUAAUUGUUUUCACAUUUUUUUUUUAAUCGGCAUGAACCGGCACAAACUAGUUCUACCACCAGUCGUACCAUUCCACUUGUCAAACGUGCACAACGGUAUAAACCGGUUUGAAAACCUUGCUUGUAACUAUUAUCGGUUAGCCGAAUAACCGCGUUCCGCGAUUUGUAUUUUUGGAUUAACAGCGGCAAGAACUCCAUCGGGGGCGACAGCGGAAUGGACGAGCGACCACCAAUCGCGGCUGCCACCGCCGGCGGUGGCGACCGAAUAUCAGCACUCCCCGACGCGAUCGUACAAAACAUCCUUUACCGUCUCGACGCUCCAAAACAAGCCGCGAGAACCAGCUCGCUGUCCAGAAGAUGGCUCGACCUAUGGCGAUCCUAUCCGGUGCUGGAGUUUCGCGACGAGGAGCUGGAAAACUGCGCCGAAAGGCUCAACAGUUUCGCCGGAUUCGCCGCAGCCUCGGCCGCGAGGCUUUCUCUUUACCACGAGGAUCGCUUCACGCUGUUGGAUUCGUUCAAGCUAUCGCUGGCAAAGAUUCGCCAAUCGUGUCCCCAGAUCGUGGCGGAAGGGUUCGCCAUGUUGCUAGCGUCGGCCUUGGGAGCCAAUGGUGGAUCGCCGCUCGAGAUCGUGGUCAGAAGCGGCUGGCGACAUAAGUUGCCGGAGGGAUUGUUGUCCAAUUGCAGCCGCACAAGAGAUCUGAAGCUCCAAGGAUGCGACUUGAAUGGGCUGGGAUCAGUUUCUCUGCAGAAUCUUCAGGUUCUUCAUCUCUACGACGUCCAAAUUACCGAACAAUUUCUAUACAAUGUCGUGGGUAAUGCUCCUAAUCUCGAGUCGUUGAGUUUGACAUGGCUUGAAAUCGAAAGGCUGGAGGUCUGUGAUAGAAAUUUCCCCAAAUUGAAAACCCUAAUCAUUCAAACACGAGCAUAUGGUUCGGGUUCUAAGUUUGAGCUCCAGCUUACAGAAGCCCAUUGCCUACAGAGAUUAUUGUUCACUGAGGUAGGGAAUUCGUGUAAGCUGAGAACAGUGUCCUUAUUUUCAGCUCCGAAGCUCACAUUUCUGAGAAUCAAGAGCUACUACAGAGGAGUAGUUGCACGGCCCGAUCUUGAUGACUUCAUAACCAAGUUGCCGUCUCUUCAGGUUCUGGAAAUCUAUCACGUUGGGUUGGGAUGUGAUCCCCAGAUGGAAUUCCAGCUCACUUCAGCCCCAUGUCUGAAGACUUUGAAGUUUAGAGGUGAUAGGGGGAUAUGCAACCUGAAUAUGGAAUCACGAUUUGCAGCUCCCAAUCUGAAAGUGUUGAAGCUCACUGUACUCGUGGGAUUUAAGCAGAACCAUCUUGAUGAUCUGAUUUCCAACUUGCCGUCCCUCGAGUCUCUUUCGUUGGAGUUCAACGAUGGCACCAGCAGGAAAAUGAGUAAGAUCAGGAUUUGGAGUCCUCGACUUAGGGGGUUCGAGUUGCGAGACUGCAGCCGGGGCAAGGAGGAGACGCUGCAGGAGCUUGAAAUUGAUGCUCCUAUUUUGGUUAGUGCCCACUUCAGUGGAAGUAGGUUCAUCUUUCCAGGCAAGAUUAAUGUCGUGAAUGUGUCAUCUGAUUGCCGAUUCGUAGUUGAAGGGUCUGAUGCCCCAGCCUUGAAGUGCGAAUGGUUUCUUGGAUUGAGGAAGUCCCUCUCAUCAUUGAGUCCUUUCCCUCUGAUUCUGAGGUUGCACGGCCUAGAUUUGUUCCAACAGGUGAAAUUCGAUUUGUAUGAAGCUGAAUGCUCCUCACCUCCAUUAAUCAUUCAACUCUUGCAAUUGGAGGCCACAUUACUGCAAUCCCCAAGCAUUCAGAACGAUAGGGCCCCUAUGGUCGUUCAACAUUUACAAUCGGAGAUGACCUCGUCGUUGGAACUGUUAGAUGUACAAAAUGGUGUCACGUUCCUUGAUGGUUUGUUUUGGGCGUGCCGGCCUAAAUUCAUCUGCAUAGCUCAAGAUUCUGAUGUAAAUCGCUGGUUUGCCGAGUUCAUAUACAAGCAAUUCAAGGACAAAGACGACGUCGCCGACUGUUGUGUUAGUGCUAAGUGCUGGCGGCAUGAACUAAGAGAUGCGAAGAUAGAGAAUGCAUUUCAUGACAAUGUGGAGGUUUUCAAGAGCGAGCUUUCUCCCCUUGCGAAGCAUGCGAAGGUUUCAUUUGUGUUAACAUGGUGUUAAUUAUCUACGCAAGUACACAGACAAGCGAGAAAGUUGAUUUAGGCAUUUUGUGUUUUUAGUGAAAAUUUAGGCUUUUCUUUGUUAGGCAUAAUACGUUAAUUUGAAAAGAGGGCUUUUUGCACUAAAUCAAAUUGCUGCCUUGGCAUUUAAGUAACCAUUGUGAUGGUUUGUUGUGGUGAAUGGUGUGACAUUACAUAAGGUUUACUUCUCUGGUUUCUACAACGUGAUCCAUAAAGUCAUAACCAAAUCUGGAGAAACUUAAAACAGAUGAUGUCAAUUAGUCCACGAGACUCGAACUCGAUUUGUUCCUGAUCGUCAUAUUUUCUUCUUAACCUCUGGUUCUACCUUGAGAUCGACAUUUAUGCAUCAGACCAUCCCACCUAUCAAGAUUCACAAACCCUCAAAUGGUUGUGUUGGUCUUGCAGCAACAUCCUUAGAACCUACACCUAAUCCGCGAUCUGAUCAUUGAUACUCACAGAGAAUGUCCUUUGUGUAAGUCUUACAUACUAGGGUUCAUCUGAUCCAAGCGGAAAUGUAAUCGAGCAUCGUCGAGUAAGGAACAUGAGCAGCAAAUUUGCCAGCUACCGCAACAAGCGUAGUAGCUUUCCCUUUCACAAUCACCACAGUUUAUCCAGACAGUUUAGCCAGCAAAUCUUAUCUAUGUUGGUUCAGAAAGGGAAAUCAAUGAUCUCUUCUCCCACAUAUAAAACCACAUUUGAAGC